This is a messenger RNA of Notechis scutatus (mainland tiger snake), 964 nucleotides long. Lineage: Eukaryota; Metazoa; Chordata; Lepidosauria; Squamata; Elapidae. The record is from RefSeq and is a predicted model, not a curated record.
CCCCGGUUUCACCUACCUCAGUAGAUCUUUCCCUCUUCCGCAGGAAGCAACGGGCACGAGUUUGUCUUCCUUCUGAAAGGACACGAAGAUCUCCGCCAGGACGAAAGAGUGAUGCAGCUCUUCGGCCUCGUGAACACUCUCCUCGCGAACGACCCCACGUCCCUUCGUAAAAACCUCAGCAUCCAGCGCUAUGCGGUGAUCCCUCUCUCCACCAACUCUGGGCUUAUAGGCUGGGUGCCUCACUGCGACACUCUGCACGCUCUCAUUCGAGACUACCGGGAGAAAAAGAAGAUUCUGCUCAACAUUGAGCACCGCAUCAUGCUGAGGAUGGCUCCUGAUUACGACCAUCUCACUCUAAUGCAAAAGGUGGAAGUGUUCGAACACGCGGUCAACAAUACAGCUGGAGAUGACCUGGCCAAACUUCUGUGGCUGAAGAGUCCCAGCUCAGAGGUGUGGUUUGACCGAAGAACGAAUUACACUCGUUCAUUAGCUGUGAUGUCGAUGGUUGGCUACAUUUUGGGUCUUGGCGACAGGCAUCCCUCCAACCUUAUGCUGGACCGACUGAAUGGCAAAAUCCUGCACAUCGACUUUGGAGAUUGCUUUGAGGUGGCGAUGACCCGAGAGAAAUUCCCUGAGAAGAUUCCCUUCAGGCUAACCCGGAUGUUGACCAACGCCAUGGAGGUCACUGGCUUAGAUGGAAACUACCGGAUCACCUGCCACACCGUGAUGGAAGUCUUACGAGAGCACAAAGACAGCGUCAUGGCCGUAUUAGAAGCCUUCGUAUACGACCCCUUGCUCAACUGGAGGCUGAUGGACACAAACACCAAAGGUAAUAAGCGAUCUCGGACCCGGACAGAUUCGUACUCUGCUGGCCAGUCAGUCGAAAUGCUGGACAGUGUGGAACUGGGUGAAACAGCCCACAAGAAAGCUGGAACAACAGUCCCUGAAUCCAUCCAUUCCUUCA